Messenger RNA from Babesia bovis T2Bo, 1434 nucleotides. The record is from the annotation of a RefSeq genome assembly. NCBI's taxonomy places the organism in Eukaryota, Apicomplexa, Aconoidasida, Piroplasmida, Babesiidae.
AUGUUUGCAUUUGCUGGAUAUAGUUCGGUCUCUGCAAACCAUAAAGUCAUCGGUAUAUCCUACAUAUGGCUUUCAUAUUGGUUUGGAGUUAUUGGAUUUUAUAUGAGUAUUUUGAUAAGAACAGAAUUGAGUAUGAGUGGUUUAAAGAUUAUGACAAUGGAUACUCUUGAGAUAUACAAUAUGAUGUUUUCUCUACAUGGUUUAAUUAUGAUAUUCUUUAAUGUUAUGACAGGUUUAUUUGGUGGUAUCGGAAAUUAUUUAUAUCCUAUUAUUUUAGGUGCAGCUGAUGUUGUUUUUCCAAGAGCAAAUUUAUACAGUUUGUUUUUACAGCCUGUUGCUUUUGGUCUUGUGAUAGCUUCUGUAUAUUUGGAAAUGGGAAGUGGUACAGGUUGGACAUUAUAUCCUCCUUUAUCAACUUCAAUAUCUUCACUUGGUGUUGAUUUUAUAAUAUUUGGAUUAUUAGCUUCUGGAAUUGCAAGUGCAAUGAGUGGUGCUAAUUUUGUUGUUACUUUUGGAGCUUUAAAGUCAAUUGGACAAACUAUAGACAGAUUAAGUGUUUUAGCCUGGUCAAUUGUAUUAACUGCUUUCUUGCUUUUAGUUUCUCUUCCUGUUGUAACUUCUGUUCUUUUAAUGGUAUUUUUAGAUCGUCAUUAUAAUACAAUGUUCUUCGAAUCUUCAAAUUCCGGUGAUCCAAUUUUAUAUCAACAUUUAUUCUGGUUCUUUGGACAUCCAGAAGUAUAUAUACUUAUAUUACCAGGAUUUGGAAUAAUAAGUCUUAUAGUUUGUACAUAUUGUGGAAAGGAAUUAUUUGGUAAUUUAACAAUGAUAUUAGCAAUGAUUUCUAUAGCUUUGUUAGGUUGUUUGGUUUGGGCUCAUCAUAUGUAUACAUCAGGUUUGGAAGCAGAUACUCGUGCUUUCUUUACAACUACUACAAUUUUAAUUGCAUUACCAACAGGUAAUAAGAUAUUUAAUUGGGUAUGUACUCUUCAAGAAGCAGUUGAAGUAAGAAAUUUAGGAACAGUUUUGAUGUCAAUUAUGUUUGUUAUAACUUUUGUAAUAGGAGGUGUUACAGGUGUCAUACUUGGAAACGCUGGAGUAGAUAUAUCUUUGCAUGAUACUUUAUAUGUUGUAGGUCAUUUUCACUUUGUUUUAUCAAUUGGAGCUAUAAUAAGUUUAUUGAGUUUCAUAUUCUAUUGUCAAAGACUUCUAGUUGGAACAAUAUUCUCUAAUCAAUUAAUACUUAUUAUAAUACCUGCUUUUAUGGCUGGAAUAUUCUUAACUUUUAUGCCAAUGCAUUUCUUAGGAUUUACUCCUCUUCCAAGGAGGAUACCUGAUUAUCCUGAUGAUAUGUGGGGAUGGAAUUUCUUGUGUACUAUUGGUUCAACAAUGAUAUUCUUCUUAAAGUUAAUUACUGUAAUAUUCAUAUCAUUAUAA